UCCUCCCUCCUCGCGCUCCUCUCUCCUCCCUCCUCGCGCUGCUCCCUCCCUCCUCCCUCCUCCGUGAAGCGGAGUCGAAAAGAUGGUGGCCAGCGCUCGGGUGCAGAAGCUGCUCCGCCGAUACAAACUAGCGAUCGCCGCCGCGUUGACUAUCCUCCUGAUCCAGGGGCUGGUGGUAUGGAGCCUGAGGAGUCUGGAGGAAGGCGAGGAAGAGGUGAGAAAAAUACGGUCUAAGCUGCCUGACCACAACAGCCAGGACCCCAAGAGAGACACAGCACUUUGGGAGAAACCAAAGUCGGGGAAGAACAGGGGCAGAUGGAGCGGCAGGUCGGAGAGGACGGGCGGCACAGCAGCCAGCGCGCUGAGGAGAGGGUCCAUCCGCAAAGGAGAAAAGCUAGGCGGCAAGCUGAAGUCUCCCAAAGAGCGAGGGAUGACAGGAACCGGAUUGGACGGCGUGGUCCUCCACGACCUGUCCAGCAGCCGUAACUUCAGCGAGACCCGAGGUGGCGUCGACGGGGCGGCCAAGUUGCCUCCUUCCGUCAUACUCGGAGAGCCGGGCAGCGUGGACGGGGCGCACCAAGCCUCCAGCAGUGACUUUGUGCCCAAAUGUGAUAUCAUAGGCAAGGACGCGCUGUCCGCUCUCCACCGCGCCGGUUCGCAGCAGUGCCGACAGGAGAUCGCCAACAUCGUGUGUCAGCAUCAGGCCGGGCAGCUCAUGCCGGACGCACUUCCUCAGUUCUGCCCACAGCUCGGUGAGGAGCCUAAAACACGUGUAUCGAAUCAGGUGCAGGCCGUCGGCGAGCUGGACAACAGCCUGUCCGGAGUGCAGAACCCCGUCAGGGUGGCCUUCGUUCUGAUGGUGCACGGCCGAGCUGAACGGCAGCUAAAGCGCCUCAUUAAAGCCAUAUAUCACCGUGACCACUACUACUACAUCCACGUGGACCAGCGGUCCAGCUACUUGCAUCGGGAGGUGCUGCAGAUAGCCCAGCAGUACCCAAACAUACGAGCCACGCCCUGGAGGAUGGUCACCAUCUGGGGCGGCGCCAGCUUGUUGAAGGCCUACCUACACAGCAUGCAGGACCUGCUCUCCAUGCAGGACUGGAAGUGGGAUUUUUUCAUCAACCUCAGUGCUACAGAUUUCCCCACCAGGACCAAUGAUGAACUGGUGGCGUUCCUGUCGCAGCAAAGAGACAAGAACUUCCUCAAGUCCCACGGGAGAGAAAACGCCCGGUUCAUUAAGAAGCAGGGCCUCGACCGGCUCUUCCACGAGUGCGACAACCACAUGUGGCGCCUCGGCGAACGCAGCAUCCCAGAAGGCCUGGAAGUCUCGGGCGGCUCCGAUUGGUUCGCGCUCACCCGCCGCUUCGUGGAGUACGUCAUCAACUCCCAGAAUGACCUGGUGUUGGGGCUGAAGCAGUUCUAUUCCUACGCUCUGCUCCCCGCUGAGUCCUUCUUCCACACCGUGCUCGGGAACAGUCACAUGUGCGACACUCUGGUGGACAACAACCUGCGUGUCACCAACUGGAAUCGUAAGCUGGGCUGUAAAUGCCAGUACAAGCACAUUGUGGACUGGUGUGGCUGCUCUCCCAACGAUUUCAAACCACAAGACCUCAUUCGGAUCCAGCAACUGACCCGUCCGACGUUCUUUGCUCGCAAGUUUGAGUCAACGGUGAACCAGGAGGCCAUCGACAUCCUGGACACUCACCUGUAUGGCCAGUACGCUCCAGGCACCGUUGCCAUCAAGGCAUACUGGGAGAGCCUGUUUGAGCAGCUGGAUGGCAUGAGCUCACUCAGCGACGUCGCUCUCACUGCUUACACUUCUUUCUUCCGCCUGGGCCUCAAGAAUCUGGCGACUGUUCAGAGCAACGCAGAGGCCUGCAGGUUUGAACCAGUGGGCUACCCUCUUUCUGUGCACUUGUACUUUUAUGACGACCGUUUCCAAGGUUACCUGGUGCGUCAGGAAGUCCAGGCUGUGGAUUCAAAGGUCAGGGAGACACUGGAGAUGUGGGCAGUGCCCCAAGCCACGCUGGUGGUGGAGUCAAACGUUAAGGAGUUUGAAAGGCUCAAGAAUCUGGAAAUUGGCACAGAGUGGGAUCCCAAAGAAAGGAUCUUCCGUAACUUCGGCGGGGUGAUCGGCCCUUUGAACGAACCCCUCGCAGUCCAGAAGUGGGCCCGUGGUCCCAACCUCACAGCCACUAUUGUGUGGAUCGACCCAGCUCUGGUGGUGGCAGCAUCUUAUGACAUUACUGUGGAUGUGGAUGCAGAGUACACCCAGUACAAACCCCCACUGCAGCGCCCCCUGCGACCUGGUACCUGGACGGUACGGGUGUUAAAACAGUGGGAGCGCGUGGCGGAGGUUCGCUUCCUCGUCAUGCCGCUAACCUUUAAAGAUAAGAAGCCGCUACGCCAAGAGGAGGACAGCUGGCUCCAUGCAGGCCCUCCGGGUAACCUGUACCUGGAGCAGAGCUUCCAGCAGCUCAGCUCUGUGCUGAAGCUGCCUCCCCAGGAGCCCGCCAUGCAGGAGGCCCAGCGUAAAGCCCAGCUGGUGGGUCAGCCUCUUGAAGCAUGGGUGGACAGCAGCAUAGGGACCUUCUGGGUUACAGGCGACAUGUGCGCCACUCAGACUUCCUCUUGCCCAGCCAUGGGACCUUGCUCCAAGACAUCCUGGAGCUCUCUGUCCCCGGACCCCAAAUCUGAACUGGGCCCAGUCAAAAGUGAUGGGCGGAUCAGGUAGCCCCCGGAGAGGAGAGACUGUAGGCUCGAACACACAUGCAGGAAGACAGAGGAAGAGCUGGACCUGCACUGGAGAGCUCCAAGAGAACCUGUGUAAAGCGGAUAUUGUCUCAGAGCUCGAGGGCACAUAAACAAGACAUCUUCCUGCACUGAGGAGUCGAGAUAUUCUCAGUCAAGUGGUAACAAAGACUUAAAAUAAGAGAGACUGCUGGAAAUUUGCACUUAGAAGUUUGCAAGCGCUGAGACUUGUCAUUGUUUUCUUAACGGUACCAGAGAUGCCAGAUUUAUUGUGUUAUUUAGCUGGCACACAGACAGGUCUUCAGUCCGGGUCUGUCUUGGUUGGAGUUUGCGCAUGUUUGAACUCUGUUUGAGCACAUAGCUUUCAGUUUCUCGCUGCUUUGAACGAAUCAGGAAGCAGUCGUCAGAAGUCAACAACCGGCUCCUCGCUGUGUUCUGUCUUCAUUUCAAGGGAGAGCGUAACCUCUGAAUCAUAUUGUUGUGCUUAUUUUAAAGCAUUAUUAUGUAAGCAUACGGAGCAGACAGAUGAAGUGCACUUUACUGUAAGAGUAUGAUGUUACACAGAGGUCACUUGGUUACAGUGUGAGGAGUUAAAAAGUCAUAGAUAAGGUCACAUAACUCUUAACUCAGAUACCUGCACUGUCACUCCCCUGCACAGACACAUCACUAAAUACUUGGACUUUUAAGCUUAGUCGUAUUUCAUUUCUUUUUUAAAUUCUUUUUACUGCGUCAUAACGUUUCUGAACAUGUGCUUAUUUUUUAAAUUUUUUUUAGAAAGUAUUAGUUUUGUCCUUUUUAAUUUCCUGAACUAGCUGUAAAGUGUUAAAAUGUCUUUGAUGUCCAUUGUUGCAACAAAAAAAAAGCCACUUGUUUUUCUGGUUAGAGGAAGUGCCUGGAGAGCUGCAGCAUCAAGACUGUAGAUGGUGAGAUUACAUUCAGAAUUAUAGACGACAAUCUUAACUUGAAACAUCGAGCUACAGUCGUGCGAGCAUUCAACAAACCUACCCAACUUUCCAAGAUAAAAUCCUCCAAAUGUUUGGCUCCAAAAUACUUUGAACUAAAACCAGCUUGGCUUUUUGUUCACGUGGUGAUGAGAACUGGGAUAAAACAGGUGAAAUGUGUCUGUUUAAUUUGCUUUCUUGCCAAGAAGUAAAUUAGAAAGUUACGCCAUCAUGUUUGUGUGGUAAACAUGAAGCAGCCGGCUGGCUAGUUUAGCUUAGCACAAUGCCUAGAAACAAAAGGGGUUAACCUGUUACAAAGAUCGACUUUAAAUCACUUUUGAAUAACGUGUACAAACCUGGACGCAUAAAAUAUCCAAAAAGUUGUUUUCCAGAUAGUUAUGUGGAUUAUUUCUCGGUCAGGACUAGUAACUGCCGGAAGUUUCAGCUGGUUGCCUGGCAACUGCCGCCUUUUCUUUGUGGGACUGGUUGCCCAGGCGACCAGCUGAAACCUGACACCUCUGCUGCUGAUUGGCAGCUUCAGCUUUGCUGGUUGGUGGAUUUUGUUAUUUAUGAACAGAGCUCGGCUAGCCGCCAACGAGUGACCGAUGUGUCGUAGUUACAAGAGCUGUUUAAAAACAGGAAGAUCUGCCCGGUGUCCACAAAGCUUCUGUGCGUUUUUUUACGUUAGCAUUACGUUAGCAUUACGUAAUAUAAACUGUCUCGUUCGACAGCUACGCGUUCUCUGUCGUAACCAUGACAACAAAGGGCCGCAGGUUAACAGGGUCAAACCCUAACACCUACCUUUGUGCUAAGUUAACCGGCUAGUAUCGCUGUUCUCGUUGGCAAGACGGCAAAGAAACAUAUUUCCCGAGAUGGCUGACCUUUUUAAAAAAUUGUUUGGAUGCAUUAUGUCAUACCUCCUUACCUGUGUAUCUGUUAAUAUUCAGUAUUGUGGUCACAUUUCAUGAAGUCCACUAAGCAAGACCACUGUAUGUUUGUGUUUAAUGUUAGCAUGAUCCAGAGAAUCUAAGCUGCCUUUUUACAGUCUAAGAGAUGAAUUGUUUACUACGGGAUAAAACCUUCCACAGAUGUGCAAUGAAUGCCUUUUCAGAGGAUAGUGAACCCCCCCCCCUGUUUGUGUCUUAGUUUUCUUUUUUAAAAAUCUAAUUUCACAUGACCUUUUUAUGUUCUUAAAUAACAGUCGGACACCAUAUGAGUUUUCAAGUGGCCUUGUUUACCUUGCACAGCACAGUUGCUUCAGUGAAGCUCCCGAUUUUAUUGAUACAAGAGAGCAGAAUAAUCGGUGUAAACAGAUGUUAUUUUUCUAUACAAGUUUGAGAGGAAGUGUGUAUGUUGAUGUCCGUUCAUUUCCGGUGCCCUGUUAAACUAUUAAAGAACUGCUGUCUUAUUAUGUUGGUGUUUGACAGUCCCAUCUGUUCAGUGUCAUUUGAAGCAGAUCUGUUUUUGUUUUAUUGUUUUUUUUUUUUUGAGGGGGUUGUUGGAGAUCAUGGUCUCCGUCCAUGCCGUGCAGCAGUCCGGUUGGUGAGUCAUCCGGAGCCCCUGUGGCUCUUUUUCAGCCUGUCACUGUAAAAGCUCAUAGGAUAGGCAUCGUGACUGAUGACUCAAUAAAAUAGAAGUUAAAUGAA
This is a messenger RNA of Larimichthys crocea (large yellow croaker), 5338 nucleotides long. It is a transcript of the gene xylt2, whose product is annotated as xylosyltransferase II. The coding region runs from base 83 to 2734 and encodes 883 amino acids. Gene Ontology annotation, molecular function: protein xylosyltransferase activity. The transcript has 11 exons. Gene Ontology annotation, cellular component: membrane. The record is from RefSeq and is a predicted model, not a curated record. Lineage: Eukaryota; Metazoa; Chordata; Actinopteri; Sciaenidae. Gene Ontology annotation, biological process: chondroitin sulfate proteoglycan biosynthetic process; heparan sulfate proteoglycan biosynthetic process.